AUGGAGGUGAAACCCUGUCGAGAACAGUUGCAGAAAUCCUUUACUAGUGUAUGCAAACUUUUUGACCCCGACUUCACAUCAAAGAACGACAACUGCGCCACAUUGGCAUUACGACAUUGUUUGGCAGCGGCCCUGCCCCUCCCAGUGCCCUCACCUAUCCUGUCCUCCACUCUCUCCCAGAUUGUCACUGGUGCAAGCAGCCCAGCGUCUCGCCACAAGGACCUAAUGGAUGCCUCUGGGGCAGAGGGGGUCCCAGUUUUGGAGGCAAGCCCAAUCUCGUCGUCGUACUCCUCAGCCAGACCAAAGGAGAAGCAGGCGGUGGGCGAAGCGGAGUAUCUGAGCUCGCGGUGCGUCCUUUUUACCUACUACCAAGGGGACAUUAGCAGCGUGGUGGACGAGCACUUUUCCAGAGCGCUGAGCUCCUGCACGGAGGUGGAGAGCAAGAGGCGGGCCAACCAUCAUAGCAUAGAACCCAAAUCUCCAAACAGUCGCAGAAGUUUCCCUCCAUCCUUCUGGGACAGCAAUUACCCGCCUCUCCCCAGCCGGCCUCACCGCGAGCCGACGGGGACCCCCGCUUUCCCCGUGGACCCCUACUCACAAACCCUACACACGGGUCUUUCCCACGCCCACCCUCACCCGCACCCAUCCGACUCCUGGGGCUUCACGCAGAGUCAGGUAUACGGACCUCCGCGGCCCCUCCAUGAACUGUACUCCCCGCCGGGCCUGGAGGCGCACUACAGCCCCCUGCUCAUGCCCGCCGUCAGACCGCCCCACCUGCCGGGCCAUUACGACAUGGGGAAGCUGGAACCUACGCACACGUGGCCAGGGCUGCUGCCACCGGGGGACGUAGCGCUCGCCCUGAACAUGGACCCGGGCCUGCAGCCGCACAAGAAAGGAAAGGAGCUGUACUGGUUUUAAUGACCGCCGCGCUCAUCGACUCGUCCAAUUAAAGCUCUGGAGAGCUGGAGACCAAACCAUUGUAACCGAGCUCCCGUCUAUCAGACCCGUCCAGCCCCGCCAGGUCUGUCCGUGUGCACCAUGGAGAUAAAGAGGGAUGGAAAAGGAACAGAGGGGGAAGAAAACGAGUCGGGUCCAGCUCUUCGCAUCUCUGUGUUUUCCUCUAAUCCUCCCGUUCUUUGUUUUCUCUCCUCUCGUUUUGUGCGGUGUGACAAAAAAAGAAACAAUUCCUGCUCCUAGAAUAGUCGAUUCACUCGAGAGACUGCGUGAGGAACGGAAACAUCGUAUCCUGGAUGAAACAGGGUGAUAACUUGAAUUAAAUAGAAUGUAUUUAUGAGGUGGAAGGCUCAGCGGUAGGGUUGCCAUAUUUCUGACACUUUGUAUUACAAAUGGUAGAAAUGAAGAAAUAUGUACGUUAAGAGUUGCUUGGAUUUAUUUUCUAUUUUUAGAUGAAUUUUGUUUGAAAUAUUUAAGUGAACUGUUGGUGUCUGAGUAAAGGCCAGUUACAUUCAUGCUAAA
This is a messenger RNA of Trichomycterus rosablanca, 1476 nucleotides long. RefSeq names its product vestigial-like family member 2b (gene vgll2b). The record is from RefSeq and is a predicted model, not a curated record. Gene Ontology annotation, cellular component: nucleus. The transcript is spliced from 4 exons. NCBI's taxonomy places the organism in Eukaryota, Metazoa, Chordata, Actinopteri, Siluriformes, Trichomycteridae. Bases 1 to 918 code for a protein of 305 amino acids. Gene Ontology annotation, biological process: regulation of transcription by RNA polymerase II.